Molecule: messenger RNA, 633 nt
Organism: Hibiscus syriacus
Lineage: Eukaryota; Viridiplantae; Streptophyta; Magnoliopsida; Malvales; Malvaceae
Exons: 2
Coding region: 1-633 (210 amino acids)
Molecular function (GO): zinc ion binding; nucleic acid binding
Source: RefSeq, a predicted model, not a curated record
AUGGAAAAAUUUGACCUUGAAGAUAUAGAGGCGAGGAAGACUCAGACAAACAAAAGGUUUGGAAGCUCUUACUCUGCACCAUUUUCCAAACGAAACAAAGGUUCAAGAUUCCGUCUUAGUUCAGAAUGUAAGAUUUGUGUAAGGAAACAUCCGGUUCAAUGUUGGUUUGAUGACAAAAAAUGCUUCUACUGUGGUAAAGCUGGGCAUUUUAGAAGGAAUUGUGCAGAACUUCAUCCAGAUCUGACAAUAUCGGGAACUCAGAGGGGAAAAGGUGGCAAAGCAAGUAAACCUGGUACAUAUGAGGUUACAUCUAAUUGGGAAGACAGUAUUACUGAAAGAGUUUAUCACAUCAAGACUGAUGAUGAUAGAGAUGCUCCUGAGAGUAUAGCAGAUACCUUUUAUAUCUUUGAUGAACCUGUUUUUGUAUUGGUUGAUCUCGGAUCUACAUACUUGUAUAUUAGUGCAAAACUGGUUAGAGAUAAGGGAAUCUUUUUAGAACCUAUUUCUAGUGAUAUUGUGGUAAUCAAUCUAUUUGACCAUAGUGCGAAGAUUAGUCGGAUUUCUUAUGAAUGUCCGAUAAAGAUACAAGGAGUAGAAUUUCCUGUAAAUCUGUUAGAAUUGCCUUUUGAGUAA